AUGAGUGUCCUCUCCUUUCUUCGCGAUGAGCGCGUGGUUUUUGCCAGCCUCGGUCUUGCGACCCUGAGCUUCAUUGGCACGAUGCGAAUGAUCCUGGAAUAUUACCGCGACGAAGCCGAGAUCAAGCCAGUUCAGCCCAAGACUCAGUACAUUACGCAAGACACAGAGGACGCCCUGGAAAUCUCGACUUUGCAGACUUUGCUGGGACACUAUAGCUUCUCCAUCCGGGACACUGCUCUGAAGAUUGCAGCUGGGCGUGCAGUGAACGACUCGUCCGUGAUUGAUUACCUUCUCUGGGGGAUCACCCGCGAAGACUACGAGGAGCGCAUGAAAUGUCUCAGAACUCUGGUCUUUGCUGUUGAAGAUAAAUCGGCUCAAGAUCCGCUUGUUGUCAUCAAUACCCCCAAAGGCUAUUCCGCACUGGUCAGGUCGUUAGAACUUAGCCUCGAUGAUUUUGAACACGAAAAGCUCGACGAUCCUCUGUACGACGAGUACUACCUGCGCGACAUCGGAGAACGACGCUGCAUCAUGUUGGUCUGCCAGCUCAUUUACAAGUACGGUCCAGAUAAACUUGUCCAGGCCAAAUUCGUUGCAAAAUGGCUCGCAAAGCAGAAGUGGGGCGAUACGGAUGAAGAGCGGCGCAAGAAUUUCACGCAUUACGUCGAGCGGAAGAAGAACAGGAUCAGCGACAUCUGCACCCGCUUGCAAGCCUCAAAGGCUGGCCGCAAGGCACUUAGACAAGCCAAGCUGUUGGGAAGGGGCAGUCAUCGCCCGCGUGAACGAUCUAGAAACCGCAUCAAAGUUAUCUUGGAAAUAAGUAUGGCCAACGAGGACGAAAAUGGUGAGAUCCAGCACGAAAGCUUCCAGACUGAGCUGGUGCCUAGAGUGGUCGAGCAAAGCGCAGAGGAACAACGACGGCGUCGGCGACACAGAGAGGCUAUUGUUCUGAACGAUGGUACACACUCCUUGGGAAGAGGCGAUAUUAUCGAACGGGAGCAUGACACAAAUAGCUGA
This is a messenger RNA of Pseudomassariella vexata, 1014 nucleotides long. RefSeq lists its product as uncharacterized. The transcript has 2 exons. Bases 1 to 1014 code for a protein of 337 amino acids. The record is from RefSeq and is a predicted model, not a curated record. Lineage: Eukaryota; Fungi; Ascomycota; Sordariomycetes; Amphisphaeriales; Pseudomassariaceae.